GAUCCGCGGUACAUUCCUCUAGACGCACACCUGCUCCUACUUUAUGCUCGCGGGUGAAGUCAAUCAAGAAGGAGAUCGAGAGAACCAAACCAUCUUAUUCUUCCAUCAAAGAUGCUCAAGUCGAUCCAACGUUCCAAAAGAGGCAUCGGGGGCUCCAAUGCUUCCGAUGCGCGAAGUACAUGGCGGAUGGUAUCUCUGAUUCUCCUUGGAUUAUCUCUGAUUGCCUACAGAUCCAUCAAAAGUCCGUUCGAUGCUUCAUUGGGUACUCGUCUGAAAUCCUCCACCAGUCUCUUGCUCACGGAUCUCAUCUACGAGCCCUCGCCUCCACAAUUCAGCCAAGCCAACAUUGCCCGUCCCAUCUGCACCGAACCAACGGGAGGACAGUGCCGCGUGUCCAAUGGUCCCGUUCCGCUCUCCUCUUUGACAAACAAUGGAACCAACAACUGCUACACAUGCGAUGGUAGAUGCUCCAAUCAUGCCACCUGCUUCUUUGGCACCUGCAUGUGCCAUCCGGGAUACGAAGGGCCCACUUGUGAGGACAAAAUGCUCAUUGCCAAUCCCUGGUAUACCGCCGAUUGUCCCAAUCUGCGUGAUGAGGUCAACACGUUGAAUGUCAAUGCCACUAAUCUCGGUGGGGUGGAGUUUUGCCACGAAGGACUGGCAGAACACGCCUCGUUGGGAACAGGCUUGAGCUACUGUGCCUAUCUGUGCUACUCCAAUGUGGCCUAUGGGUCGGCCAUUGUCCCACACGCGCUAUGGAAAAAGGCACAAGAAGCCGAAAACAAUCUAUGGGCCAAGAUUUCCCGCGGAAACAAUGAUCGAUACAACGAUCACUUUCAAGGAUAUGCCCAAUACAAGUGCGUCCCACGAGACCUCGGUCAUGUCGUGGAGUUUGGUACCGGACCAUGGACGCAGAUCCGCGGAUUGUUGAGUCUUCGACCAGAUGUCAAGGUCAAGAGCUACACAGUGUUGGAGCCGGGAGCGGACUUUUACAUUGAAAGUGUUGCCAGCUGCGCGUACAAAACUGGAAAACUUUCCAAGCAUCCUGAUACUUCCAAUUUCCAUGAUUUCCCAGUCUUUGUCAAGUCUAGUCUGGGAGAAACGGCCAUGGCGACGAACCUUCAGUUUGACACCGUCAUGGUAUCCAAUGUCAUUGAACACGUCCAAAACGCGGUAGAUUUCUUGCACGGAAUUCACAAAAGUUUGAAACCUGGUGGUCUCCUCAUCUUUCAUGAUCGGUACUUUUCGUAUCCCGAGGCAGGCGACAAGGUAUUGGGGAGGAAUGUAUUCCAUCCCAUUCGAUUGACCCAACGAUUCUUUGAUCUUUUCUUGGCUGACUUUGACAUCAUCUUUAACAAUUGCGAAGGUGAAAAGACUAUCCACGGAUGGAAGCAACGAAAUAGUGGCGAACGAGGCUACUACGUCGUUGCUCGCAAAAAGGUACCAGCUACCACCGGCGUCGCCAGCAAUGAGUGAUACUGGAACGCGAGCACCAGACAAUGUUGGCGGAGACAACCAGAUCUGUGAUGAUGUAGACGCGUUGGAAGAAGCCAGACUUGAGAAAGCUAGAGUCCUGGAGCUAAAGCAAGCUCGCUUUUGCUGUGUCUCUAAUUUUACCAGUAAUACAAAUAUUUAUUUAUUUUUAUUAAAAAAUGAUGCAUGUGAGUUC
Molecule: messenger RNA, 1669 nt
Organism: Seminavis robusta
Lineage: Eukaryota; Bacillariophyta; Bacillariophyceae; Naviculales; Naviculaceae
Source: the annotation of a GenBank genome assembly